AUGCGAGAUGAUAAGUGGAGACAUGCGAUGAGUGAAGAAAUCAAUGCUCAAAUACGUCGUCAUACAUUCAACCUGGUACAAAGCGAGGUUAGUAGCACGCGGUUUCAACCAACAAUAUGGCCUGGAUUACUCGGAGACGUUCAGUCCAGUUGUCAACUUGAUGUGAAAAAUGCCUUCCUUCAUGGCAUGCUCAAUGAAGAGGUCUAUGUUAUGCAGCCUCCGAGAUUUAUUGAUAAAUACCGUCCACACCAUGUCUGUCGACUCAACAAGUCCUUGUAUGGACUCAAACAAGCACCGCGGGCAUGUGACCUCGGCAACAGGCUAGAGCUCAUUCACGGCUUCAUUGAUGCACUUGCUCGUUGGUUCUCUCUGAAGACGCCCACAUACGUUCACUAUUUCCUUGGUAUUGAAGCUACUCGCACAUCACAAGGCUUACAUCUUAUGCAAAAGUGGUACAUCAUUGAUCUCUUAGCUAAAACCAAUAUGUUGCACUGCAAGCCUGUCACUACACCCUUGUCACCACAUCCACCGUUGACACCUACUUCCGGAGAACCGUUUGAUAAUCCAGCUCAGUAUCGCAUGGUGGUCGACAGUCUUCAAUAUCUGUCUUUCACGCGUCCUGAUCUUGCAUUUGGAGUUAACUGUUUAUCUCAGUUCAUGCAUGCACCCACUGUUUUACACUGGCAGGCCGUCAAACGUGUACUACGCUAUCUUGCUGGUACCGUCACACAUGGUCUCCUUCUUCAUCCGGGUACUCCUUUGAUGUUACAUGCGUAUUUAGAUGCGACGUGGGGUGGUGAUCAGUCAGACAUGAUCUCUACGAAUGCAUAUAUUGCUUAUCUCGGCACCACUCCUAUUGCAUGGUGUUCCAAGAAACAGCGUGGCGUUACUCGAUCCUCCACCGAAUCCGAAUACAGAGCUGUCGCUAAUGCCACUUUGGAAAUAAUGUGGAUAUGCUCUUUACUCACUGAGCUUGGAGUUCGCUUGCCCACUCCGCCUGUCAUCUACUGUGACAACAUGAGUGCUACUUACCUUUGUGCAAAUCCAGUGUUCCACUCCCGCAUGAAACACAUCGCCAUUGAUUUCCAUUUUGUUCGAGAGCAAGUAAAGUCAGGAGCUUUACCGGUGGUCCAUAUCUCUACGGACGAUCAACUAGCGGAUGCAUUGACGAAACCACUUCCUCGUCCGUGUUUUGUUCAGCUUUUCAACAAGAUUGGAGUGACUCAUGCCCCUCCAUCUUGA
Molecule: messenger RNA, 1242 nt
Organism: Camelina sativa (false flax)
Lineage: Eukaryota; Viridiplantae; Streptophyta; Magnoliopsida; Brassicales; Brassicaceae
Source: RefSeq, a predicted model, not a curated record